AUGGCACCCACUCCCUUCGCCAAGCAGAUGGAGCAAGCUGCUAAGAAGGAUACAAAAGCCGCCGCUCCAGCUCCUAAUGCUAAGGCCAACCUACUCGCUUCUGCUUUCGUGACCGCGCCUGGUCCCAAGAAAGCCAUGAAAGAGUCCGAGAACAAGAUGGGCGAUGUGGCCAAAAUCUACGAGCUCUCCCAUGCCGACCGCAGGGUACUGGCGACGGGGCCAAAGGUGCAAAUCGUCGACAGCAAGAACGCACCAGUAGCCGAGAUGCCUAUCGCACUCUUUCGCGCAGUCUCCAUCAAGAAGGAGAUGGUAGCUGGCUCCGAUCCAGUGAUCAAGCUGCCUGCCGAACUUGAAGUCAAGAUGGUCCAGGAUCUGAUCACGCACUUCAACGAAAUCACCACGUUUAAGAAGUUCGCAAAGGAGAUUCACCCCUACAAAGCCCCGGGCGCGUACGAGGACCUUCAGCUAUGCAGCGCCGCAGACUACCUCGGCAUGAUGGCGUACACCCAACGAAUCUUCAACCGGUACUGGGCCCUCAUCCGCGCGGAGCGUCUGCCAGAAUAUUCGGACAUCGAUGCCUUCUCCACUGUCCAGACACCGAUCGGCGAGAAUCUCUUCCGCAAAGUUGUCACCAAGCUCGCUCAGGCCGAGCUUGACGGCAAGAUCCCCGACCCAGAGGACUACGCCUCCUACCUCGUGCACAACGAGCGUUUCGGACUUGCUGUGACUGCGGCAAAGGAGAAGAUGCAGAAGCAUCAAGACUACGUUGAGCGCACGGCCAAGCGGGAAGCGAACGCGAAACAGAAAACCGAUGCUGACCAGAUGUGGUCGCAGCAGCGGAAGCUGAAUGAGAAAGAGAAGGCGGAGAAGGACAAGGCGAAGUGGGAGGCGGCUCGGAAGACGGAGGCGGAGUUGGCGGCUCGUGUCCAGGCGAAAUGGGUGCAGCCGGGGAAGAAGCAUUGGACUGCGGAGGAGGCGGGGUAUCUGCGUCGUGUUCGUGGGAUUAACGUGGCUAUCUAG
Molecule: messenger RNA, 1020 nt
Organism: Alternaria arbusti
Lineage: Eukaryota; Fungi; Ascomycota; Dothideomycetes; Pleosporales; Pleosporaceae
Exons: 1
Coding region: 1-1020 (339 amino acids)
Source: RefSeq, a predicted model, not a curated record